AUGGUUGUUGCUGCUAAUCUUGGUUACCCACGUAUGGGAGAACAUCGUGAAUUGAAAAAGUUAGUAGAGUCCUACUGGGAAGGUAAACUCCAAGACACUGAAUUGGUAAAGGAAGCUGCUCAGCUUCGUGUACACCACUGGAAGGUCCAGGCAGAUAGCGGUAUCCAAUCGAUUCCAUCGAACGACUUUUCUUUCUACGACCAAAUCCUCGACCACAUCUUGUUGUUCGGUGUCAUCCCCCCACGUUACCAAGAGGUCGUUGUCUCUGAGAAAGAAUAUGCCACUCAAGUCCAAGGAUUGCGUACCUAUUUCGCCAUGGGUCGUGGUUUCCAAACAUCGACCGCUGCCACUGCCGCCUCAGAGUCCACCACAGACACUGCCUUUGGAUCUGCACAAGCCAUCACACAAAAGAUCGACGUCAGCUCGCUCGAGAUGAAGAAAUGGUUCGAUACCAACUACCAUUACAUGGUGCCAGAGUUUGCCGACAGCCAAACAUUCCAGUUGUCCGCCAAUCCAAAGCCAGUCGUCGAGUAUCUUGAAGCCAAAGCUGCCGGAUUCGAAACCAGACCAGUCUUGGUUGGUCCAUUGACAUUCUUGUUGCUCGGAAAGUCAGGUAACCAAGCCAAGCCAUAUACCAACCGUGUCGAUUCAUUGGUUCACCUCGAAGGAUUGCUCCCACACUACAUUGAGUUGGUCAACCAAUUGGGAAAGGCCGGUGUCACUUCAAUCCAAUUCGAUGAGCCAAUCCUAUGUUACGAUCUCAUCAAGGAGAAUGAAGAGAUCAGAGUACGUCUCCAAGAGGCAUUAAAGAAGAUCUACGAAUCCAUCCACACUGCCCAGCCAUCCAUUGCCAUUCAUAUCACCACCUACUUUGGUGAAAUCCGUGAGAACUUCCAACUCUUAAAAUCACUACCAAUCAACUCACUUCACAUUGACUGUGUACGUUGUUCAGAACAAGAAAUCAAUACAAUUGUAAACGAAUUACCAUCCAAUUGGUCAUUAUCAUUAGGUUUAAUUGAUGGUAGAAAUAUUUGGAAAUCAGAUUAUAAAAAGAAAUUACAAAUUAUUUCGUCGGUUCUCGCAAAGAUUGCUAAGGAUAGAUUGAUUAUUGCUCCAUCUUGUUCACUUCUCCAUUCACCAAGUUCCUUGAGAUCCGAGCAAGGUUUCGUUAAGCCAGAGGUUCUCGAUUGGUUGGCAUUCGCUGCUGAGAAACUCCACGAAAUUAAAUUCUUGGCCAAUGCUACCGUUGCCGGUUUCGACUUGAGCUUGCCAGCUCACAAGGUGUUCGCCGACGAGAAAUUACAGGCUGCCUACACUGCCAAUCAAACAUCGAUCGAAGCCCGUUCCGUUUCCAAGUUGAUUCACAACGACGCCGUCAAGACCAGAAUUGCCGCUAUCACUCCAGAGAUGUUCCACCGUACCUCGCCAUAUCCAAAGCGUGCCGCUGCCCAACGUGCCAAGUUGGCCAUCCCAGAGUUGUUCCCAACUACCACCAUCGGUUCGUUCCCACAAACUCGUGAAGUUCGUUCCGCUCGUCUCCAAAUGAAAUCCGGAAAGAUCACUGCCGAGCAAUACGACCAGUUCAUCAAGAAGGAAAUCCAAGAGUGGAUCACCUUCCAAGAGGAGUGCGACCUCGAUAUUUUGGUACACGGUGAAUUCGAGAGAACCGACAUGGUAGAGUAUUUCGGUGAGUUGCUCGAAGGUUUCAUUUUCACAAAGAACGGUUGGGUUCAAUCGUAUGGUUCACGUUGUGUCAAGCCACCCGUUAUUUUCGGUGAUGUCUCACGUGCCAAUCCAAUGACCACCUACUGGUCCAAGUAUGCACAAUCAUUGACAAAGAAGCCAAUGAAGGGUAUGUUGACUGGUCCAGUCACUAUUUUGCAAUGGUCGUUCGUACGUGAUGACCAACCACGUUCCGACACCUGCUAUCAAAUCGCCUUGGCAAUUCGUGAUGAAGUUUUGGAUUUGGAGAGAGAAGGUAUCUCUGUUAUCCAAGUCGAUGAAGCUGCCAUCAGAGAAGGUUUGCCACUCCGUAUCUCCGAUUGGGAUCAAUAUUUGAAGUGGGCAAUCGAUUCUUUCUUGUUGGCAAGCACAGGUGUACGUGACGAAACCCAAAUUCACUCGCAUAUGUGUUACAGUGAUUUCAACGAUAUUUUCACGUCGAUCCAAAGAAUGGAUACCGAUGUACUCACCAUUGAAAACAGUAAAUCCGAUUUGAAGUUGUUGCGUGCCUUUGAGAAGUAUGGAUACCAAAGCGAGAUUGGUCCAGGUCUCUAUGAUAUUCACUCACCACGUAUCCCAACCGUCCAGGAAAUGGUUGACCGUCUCGAACAGAUUGUCAAAUACCUCAACAUCAACCAAGUAUGGGGAAAUCCAGAUUGUGGUUGCAAGACCAGACACGCCAAAGAAACAAAGGCUGCAUUGAUCAACGUUGUUAAAGCUGCCAAACUAUGUAGAGAGAAAUAUUCCAAAAAACAAUAA
This is a messenger RNA of Heterostelium album PN500, 2481 nucleotides long. RefSeq names its product 5-methyltetrahydropteroyltriglutamate--homocysteine S-methyltransferase. Gene Ontology annotation, molecular function: zinc ion binding; 5-methyltetrahydropteroyltriglutamate-homocysteine S-methyltransferase activity. The transcript has 2 exons. The coding region runs from base 1 to 2481 and encodes 826 amino acids. The record is from RefSeq and is a predicted model, not a curated record. Lineage: Eukaryota; Evosea; Eumycetozoa; Acytosteliales; Acytosteliaceae.